AUGGUGCUAACUAUGAACUGUGUUUGUUUCACAGCCCUUGGUAAGGCUAUUCAUGCGCUGUCGCGGAUUGGAAAUGAGCUUUGGCUGGACCCCAUGGUCAAAGGGCUGGCACUGAGAUCAGUCAAUGCUGCUCAUUCGGCUUAUGGCUGCUUCCUGUUCUCACCCAUGUUCUUCAAGCAGUACAGCUUGGAGUCAGGAUCAAAGCAGGGCAGCAAAGCAAUCAAAUGCAAACUGGUUAUGAAGUCGGUGCUGCCACUGUUUCGGUGUCUGACCUCCAUUGAACGCAGUGUGGAACGAUGUCACAUAUCAGUCAGCACUGCCACCGACCGAGUGAUAAUCCAGUUUUUCUGCAGACAUGGUAUCAUUAAAACCCACAACAUACAUUUCCAGGAAAGUGAGGCUCUGCAGGCUGUGUUUGACUCACAUCUCUGUCCCAAUGUGCUGAAGGCUCCUGCCAGGCUUCUUGCGGACAUGGUGGUGCACUUUCCCCUGUUUCAGGAAGAAAUCACCCUGUCCAUCUCUCCACUGAAAGUCACUGUCAGAAAUUACCAGCAGGGCGGAAAAGGUCCAAUGAAGACGACGUACACAGAGAUGUCCUUACACCCAAACGAGUUUGACUACUUCCAGAUCGGGCUGGACUCUGACAUAACGUUCUGUCUGAAGGAGCUGAGGGGGAUACUGUCCUUUGCGGAGUCUCGCAGCCUUCCAGUGUCGGUUUACCUCGAUGCAGCAGGAAAGCCUGUGUGCUUCUCUGUGGAGGACGUGGUCCUUGAGGCCACUGUGCUGCUGGCAACUGUGACGGACUCUGACAGCAGGGACCAUUCUCAACCAACCGAAUCCCUGACCCCAAAAAUAUCCAGGUGCGUAAGCUCCCCAGCUCAACCUGUGGCCGUGUCUCAGGGACCAGGCAGCAGGAGUUGCACCGUUCCUGAUGAGCUGAUUCCAUCCAGCCAGCGCAGCCCUGUAAUCAGCUGUCCCGGUGCAACGCGCCUCCCUGAGAUCAGGGAGUCGACCUGCCUCAGUGUAGACAGCCAGGAACGGACCAGCUCCGCCUCAAGCCCUGCAUCCACUAAGGUCUGUUCCCUGCUGUUCAACGCCUUGUCCGCUCAGCAAGACGAAGAUGGUUGUGCUGCCCAGCUGCCUGUCCUGGCAUGUUACAGCGAUGAGGAAGACACUGACGACAACCACCCGAGAAGCCCUUCACUUUGAGAGAUUACACAAGUCAUUCUUCUGAACUUGUGAUUUCUGUUCGAAACAAGGCAAUGUUUUCACAGAAUCAGAAUGCUAGACUGAGUAUUAAUCUAAGAUAUUUAAGAUAUUUAGUGUUAUAUUAACAGUUUCUACUAAGCUUCUUUUCUGGUACCUGAUGUCGUCGGCAUGGCAGCUGCUCUUAGUUUUGUCUGUGAAAACAUGCCAACAUGAAGCUGCCACACAUUGAAAAACCAGCCACCUGUGGACUGUUGGGAGGAUGCGUGUUGUACAAAAUGUUUCCUGAAUUUGAUGUUAUCCUGUUGAGCCACAGCAUCAGCCAGCAGGUUUACAAAAAAUAAAUACCAGUAAACAAACAACUUUUGUAAACAGAAUGCAGUC
This is a messenger RNA of Xiphophorus maculatus (southern platyfish), 1590 nucleotides long. RefSeq names its product RAD9 checkpoint clamp component B (gene rad9b). Bases 1 to 1209 code for a protein of 402 amino acids. Gene Ontology annotation, cellular component: checkpoint clamp complex. Lineage: Eukaryota; Metazoa; Chordata; Actinopteri; Cyprinodontiformes; Poeciliidae. The record is from RefSeq and is a predicted model, not a curated record. Gene Ontology annotation, biological process: DNA replication checkpoint signaling; DNA repair; cellular response to ionizing radiation. The transcript is spliced from 10 exons.